CGCUAAAUUAGUGAAUCAUGCAUGAGCCAUUCAUAGCUAAUUAGCAUUAAUUAAAAGAACAAUAGACUAAUUAAGAGCUCCUUCCCCCAUUUCCAUCUUGAAUUAGCAAUUUUUCCUCUUUGAUUGUCAGAAGAGCGGAAAUUUUCAGACGCUGCGAAUGGAUGAUUUCAAUUAAUCGUCUUGCUUUUGAUUGGUGAAAGAAGACCCAUGCUUGGUGGUGAUUGGGCAACUAAUUAAAGGAGUGCGUUGUGGAGCAUUGAGACGUGUAGUGAAGAGACUAAAUAUACACCAGGGUGGUGUUGAGAUAAGGUAUCACAUUCAGCACUGAGCUACAAUUCGUUCUUUGAAAGCAUCUCUAUAGCAUAUACCACACGUAGGUCUAACUCUUCAUAUAUAACCAUGAUGGCCACUCGCUCACCGAAAAAGUCUACCACUACAACAGCCACCAUCCACAACACUGUGUUAAACACGCCUAAGAUCAGGAUGAUACCAGAGAACAACGCCACCAAUGUCUUACAUCGGGCCAGUUUUUCAAUGUCUCCGGUGGAGCAGAAGAAGCUCAAACCAGCAACCCCUCCUGAACUCUUGGCAAUGAGGGCACAAGGUGACAGAAAAUGCGAAAGUUGGAUUACGGGUAAGGAAGAGGCGGGGUGUCAUUUUAGUCAGGAGAUAAUUAACGUGGAAAAAUGUAAAUUUGAAGCAGGUUCGAAACCAUUUCAUUUGGGUGGGAAGCGUUUUGCUGUAGUCAAGAAAUUCAGGGGAGUCCCAUACGUGAACAUUCGAGAAUACUACAACACGAAAGGUACUAACAGGAUGCUCCCGGGGCAGAAGGGUAUCAAUUUAACGGGAGAAAAUUGGUGGAAAUUGGUCGAGGCCAAAUUUGAAAUCAGCGAUGCUGUUAGAGAUUUGAGUAACGUGAAGAAAUAGUUUUACAACUUGAUGUUUUUGUUUGGGGUUUUGGUUUUUUGAUAAUACAACAUAAUAAACAAAAAGGAAGAAUAAAAAAGAAAUUAAAAAAAGUAGAUAGUUCAAAAAAUACCUGAUUGACGCUCCUCCCUUUUUCCGUGACCAGGAUACAAUCGCCGAAAAUGAAUCAAAAACUUUCAAGAUCCUUGCUCACUGCACAUGGACAGCUAUCUCCUUCACCACCACUCACACCAGAAGUCGCGAUUAUCGGAUAUUCUCCAUCGAGACCCCCAGUUGUCCGCCAACUGCGGAGGCAGAAUGCAGUCAUAGAAGGAGUGACUACCCCAAGGGGAACAAGCAGACCUCCAUCUCCAUCAUCCUCCUCGGGUCAGAUGGAAGUAGACGUACCUGAAAAGGUCCUAGAAGUCUCCAGAAACUUAGCAGAAAGCGAGGAGAUGGAGGUGGCUGCGGAGGAAGAGGAGGAGGAAGAGAAGGACGACAGACUAGACACAGAUGUCAGAUUGCAGGAGACGGUGACGAUGGAGGCGAAAGACGGCAUACAUUUUCCUGUAGCACCUGUCCUACACUGUAAUAGCCGUCAAGGCAGUUUCGGGUCUUAUAAACGAGGCGGUGCAUCAGUCGUGCACAGGAUGCAGACUCAACUAUCCUAGCCAGAAAGACCAUGAGGACUGUAUGUAGUUAGAGUGGCCAGACAAGACAGACAAGUAUUUCGAUGAGGCCAUCACUAAGCUCACCGAGGAACGAUACUUUUGCAUCGUUAAAUUGGUUUACAUCGUGAUCGUGAAUAAAAUGUUUGAGGAGGAGUUGGACGCUUGCGUGCAUGGAAGGAGCCACACAUUUGUUCACAACGAACUGAAAAAGAAGGACGUUUUGUCAAUCAUCAUGAGCAAACUAAAGGAGCUUUAACCGGAAAUUUUAAAAAGUGGAUUUCGUAUACCCUUUUGAAGUAAUGUAUCCACGUUGUUUGUUUUUUAAACAAAAAUUCUUUAUAAUGUAUGGGUUAAAUAAAAGUAGCAAUGACGUUUGCGAAUGAAAAAAAAAAUAGAACAUUA
Messenger RNA from Strongylocentrotus purpuratus (purple sea urchin), 1979 nucleotides. RefSeq names its product putative RNA polymerase II transcriptional coactivator. Gene Ontology annotation, biological process: positive regulation of transcription initiation by RNA polymerase II. Gene Ontology annotation, cellular component: transcription regulator complex; nucleus. The record is from RefSeq and is a predicted model, not a curated record. Bases 400 to 927 code for a protein of 175 amino acids. Lineage: Eukaryota; Metazoa; Echinodermata; Echinoidea; Camarodonta; Strongylocentrotidae. Gene Ontology annotation, molecular function: DNA binding; transcription coactivator activity. The transcript has 2 exons.